Molecule: messenger RNA, 472 nt
Organism: Diuraphis noxia (Russian wheat aphid)
Lineage: Eukaryota; Metazoa; Arthropoda; Insecta; Hemiptera; Aphididae
Product: terminal uridylyltransferase Tailor-like
Molecular function (GO): RNA uridylyltransferase activity
Source: RefSeq, a predicted model, not a curated record
AUGGGUUAUGAGUGUUGGGAUACACGUAUUUGUUUUAAUUAUGAUCAAUUAAAACAAAAAAUUGUAAAUAUGUCUGCCAAAUCAAGUCUUACAACAUGGGAAUUACUUCGUUAUGUUUUUGAAUUCUAUUCAGACUCAAACUCAAUCAAAUUACAAAAUAAUGUGUUGUGUCCUGUGCUUGGUGAAUUUAUUCCCAAAAAAACAUUUUACUCAACAUUUAUAAGUAAAGUUAAUGAUAUAGGGAAUUAUCGAUGUMAAAUUGAGAAGUUUGAAAAAUGUGAAACUUUUAUAAACACUAAUUUUGGCAGUUUCAACAGAAUUGUACUACAGAACCCAUUGAAAUUAUGUAACAAUGUUGUUCCUUGGCUAUAUGAUAAAAAUAUGAAUUUAUUUAUAGAUUUGUGUACAAAAUCUGCCAACUCAAUGUGAAACACUAAUAAUUUGUUAAAUUGAAUGAUAUUAAAUAUAUUAU